This is a messenger RNA of Parastagonospora nodorum SN15, 1737 nucleotides long. RefSeq lists its product as hypothetical. The record is from RefSeq and is a predicted model, not a curated record. The transcript has 3 exons. NCBI's taxonomy places the organism in Eukaryota, Fungi, Ascomycota, Dothideomycetes, Pleosporales, Phaeosphaeriaceae. The coding region runs from base 1 to 1737 and encodes 578 amino acids.
AUGGAUUCAGAUCAGGGCGCACAUGUCGAAGAACAGCACAAGCCAGACCCAACACCGAAAUGGACUUCCACAACGCCAUACAAUGAGCUUCAGCCUGGCCAAAUACGGUUGCUCCAAGUCGAAGCCAAAACUUCCGGCUCCCAUCGUCCACUAAGCUGCACGCUGACUGUUCACAACCUGGAUACUGCUCCACCGUAUACAGCCUUAUCGUACACCUGGGGCGCACCUCAUCGGAAUAUCAACAAAUUGCGCAUAGAUACGCCAAGUCUAUCACGACAGCUGAAGUGCAAUGGGAACGAUGGCAGGGUCGGUGAAAAUCUCUAUGACUUUCUUGCUCACUGCGCGCGUGAUACUGUCCAUGGUCUAAGUGGUUAUUGGUGGAUCGACGCUUUGGCUAUCAAUCAAGCAGACAUACAAGAGCGCUGUGAGCAAGUCAAGAUCAUGAGCGCCAUCUACCAAAGGGCGACCAGAGUCGUGGUCUGGCUUGGGCCGGACGAUCGAUACACUAAACCUGCUGUCGAACUGAUGCAUGGCCUGCUUCAGCUCGAAAGAGAAACUCGACUUAGCCUACACCACACAGAGGUUAGAGAGGGUCAUUCAAACAGAUUCCUGGACUCGAACAACUGGCAAGCGCUAGCACGAUUCUUCCAACGAGAGUGGUUCAACCGCGCGUGGAUACAGGUUGGACACACAACCACGAAUAUAGGACACAAUACGCCUGCAAGGCUUGCAGCUGCGCAAAAGACGUGGCUUUCGAACCACGAUGACAAAUUCUUACACGCUCUUAUCCGAGCGCGCUCUUCGGAUUCUGAGAACGCGCGAGAUAAGGUGUACUCUCAAUUAGGCCUUGGGAAUGCCGAUAUAAUUCCCGAUUAUCGCGCAUCUGUCCAGGAUGCAUACAUCACGGCUGCCAAAUACAUCUUGACCAACUCAAAGAGCCUCUUACUGCUUACCUGUGUAGAAGGAGAAGACUUUCAAACAAUUCCGGGCCUGCCAUCUUGGGUACCUGACUGGAGCGUCAACAAGACACUGGGUCUUCGAGGAACCGGCUACACAGCUUUCAAGGCCGCUCUUGAUCUUCCAAAGCAACAUGAGCUCUCAAUUGACAAAAGUGGUAAGCACAUGCUGACCAUCAGAGCCACCAAGCUCGACAAUAUUUCAGAAGCUGGCGGGACGAAACCAGAACUACGCAAAAGCCCGUCAGGUCUCUGGAGAAUGCUGUCCAAACUCAACGAUGGAGAAGAAGGAGGCACGCCAUCAAAGCCCAUCAACCCCAGAUAUCCCGCAUCACCAGAGCCUCUCGGUUCGUCUUUUCGUGACUGGGUCCUCUGGAGAUAUGUCGUUACGUCCACCUUGCCACACGCCACCACAUUUCCUGUCUCAUCAAACUUACCAACGCAAGAAGAGAUCGUACAAGCACGAGACCAGAGUGUCCUCGACGCUUCUUACCUCGCAAACUUAGAACGCAGAGCGUCGUUGUUUGAUACGCAUUACUCGCAUGCGUCCUUGAUCCGGCCAUUUUCCACUGAGCUGGGAUACUUUGGCAUCGGGACGCAGUGCUUGAGGAAAGGUGAUAGUGUUUGGAUCGCCCCGGGAAGCCGUAUUCCGCUGAUUUUUCGGGCGGUUGAGGGAAGUGAGCGGUACCGAUUGGUUGGUGGAGCAUAUCUUCAUGGGUUCAUGAAUGGAGAGGCAUUGGGACGAGAGGAUGUAAAGUUUGAGAUGGUGAGCUUGGAAUGA